CUCCUCCUCCUCCUCCUCCUCCUCCUCCUCCUUCGUUGUCUUCUCUCAAUCUGAAUCUGUUUGACAAAACCAGAGAAGUUAGAACACCCAGCCAUGGACUACCAGGAGCAGGUGAGGGAGGUGGUCUCUGCGGCCCGGUUCGGAGACCUGAUCGAGUUCUCCUACCCCAUCGGGUACUCUCACUGGGGCGUGUACGACGAGGACGGCUUCGUCAUCCACUUCGCGGUGUCCGAGGAGGGGCAGGUGAUGCGGCGGAUACGAGGCACUCUGGAGGGCUGGUUCCCAUACUGCGGAGACCUGCUGCUGGGCCAGACCAAGAUCCGCAGGGUGCCGCUGGGCGAGGUCAAGGUCCCGGACGGCGCUCACGUCCUGAUCAGCAACAACCGUCACAACUUCAGGCCGUCGGAGCCGGAGCUGAUGAGGAAGCGCUGCGACAUCCUCCUCCACCAGGAGUUCAAAUACGACCUCUUCUUCCUCAACUGCGAACACUUCGCUACGUUCGUGCGUUACGGGAAAGCCGUGUGCAACCAGAUUCCUGCAAAGUUCAAGAAUCAGGAGUGUGAGAAGGCCACCACGGUGUUCCAGACGGCGGUGGAUAAGAGAGACCCUGCUCAGUACCAGUGCGACAUCGUUUUCUGACUCUGUCUUCGUCUGCGUCUCGUCCGGGUGAAUCUCGUCUUUGGUUUGGGGACAGUCAGACUGCGUCAGCCUAUCAGCUGUUUACUCCGCUGUCAUGGCUCCAUUAUCAGCCGUCAUAUUAAGGACUUCCUGAUUGUUCGGGGGACAGAAAUGAGAGUUGGCCUCAAGGUGAACCUGAUGUGGAGCAAACCCAACAUGAAGCACAUUAAAGGGUUUAUUAGUGGCUGUUAAACUGCUCUCUCUGGAGAUCAGCCUCGGUGGGAUGAGGAAACGCUGAGCCGCUAAAACCAGCACUUUUUCAUUAUUCCAUGAUUUGUACGUCAGCAUCUGAUCCGGUCUGUCAGUAAGAACUGUAAUCAUUACUCACAUUUUAGAGAAAAGUGAUCCCAGCCAGUGGGACCAUUCAGAGAUUAAACACUAAGAAACAUUAAAAAUGUCACCCAGGUCACAGCGUUACCAAAGAGGACAUCACGUCUCAGAAUGAUGUUUGAUGGACCGUGUGUAUCAUAUGCGGACUUCUGCCUCUGAACCUUCAGGAACACAUAAUAAAGCUGGGAUUUUAUGAGGAAA
Messenger RNA from Salarias fasciatus (jewelled blenny), 1209 nucleotides. RefSeq names its product phospholipase A and acyltransferase 4-like. The transcript has 4 exons. Gene Ontology annotation, biological process: N-acylphosphatidylethanolamine metabolic process. Lineage: Eukaryota; Metazoa; Chordata; Actinopteri; Blenniiformes; Blenniidae. Gene Ontology annotation, cellular component: cytoplasm. Bases 94 to 639 code for a protein of 181 amino acids. The record is from RefSeq and is a predicted model, not a curated record. Gene Ontology annotation, molecular function: glycerophospholipid phospholipase A1 activity; A2-type glycerophospholipase activity.